Aethalodelphis obliquidens (Pacific white-sided dolphin) is the source of this 8840-nucleotide messenger RNA. RefSeq names its product homeobox D4 (gene HOXD4). The transcript has 3 exons. The coding region runs from base 6908 to 7672 and encodes 254 amino acids. The record is from RefSeq and is a predicted model, not a curated record. Gene Ontology annotation, biological process: anterior/posterior pattern specification; embryonic skeletal system morphogenesis; positive regulation of transcription by RNA polymerase II. Gene Ontology annotation, molecular function: RNA polymerase II cis-regulatory region sequence-specific DNA binding; DNA-binding transcription factor activity, RNA polymerase II-specific. Lineage: Eukaryota; Metazoa; Chordata; Mammalia; Artiodactyla; Delphinidae. Gene Ontology annotation, cellular component: nucleoplasm; nucleus.
ACUCCCUGUUCAGCCCUUUUCUGGCUCUACCGCCAGCCUGUGUCCCUAAGUGCCAGGCCUGGCAGUCUUUCUUUAUCUGCCCCCAGCCUAGGGAGUUCAUCCAAAGUUCCAUCCCCUAUCCUGGUUGUGCAGACAGUUUAAGGGAAGAGUUCAGUACCACUUCAGUACCACUUCUGGGCAAGAGGCCUCUUGAAAGUCAAGGUCAGGAUAUUCUUUCCUGGGCCACAUAGCAAGGGCCCUUAGGGUGGGCAGAGAGUGGACCUCAAUACAUUUGGAGUGCAGCUGAUGCCUCUUGGGGCCCCUUCAGUCUCUCCUUCUUCCUGGGAGCGGCUCUGGCAUCUGGGUUCCUUCAGGGAACCCUAGCUCAUGGAAGCUCUCUGAGCAGAAAUUCCCAGGACUGGGUUUUUCCAGCCCAGUGAGGAAGGACAGUGUCUAGAGUCUCAAUUUACCCAGAAACCAAAUUCCUUACAGGUUUUUAAGAAGGCCCCCACCCCACCUCUUCUCCCCGACCUCUUCUUCAGGACUGUUACCACCACCAUUGAAAGUCCUUGGAAAAACCCCAACAAAUUGGCCCAAAGUAGUCUUCUGUUCUCCCUGGUGCUUAGCCUUCUUACUAGACAGAGUUUGCUCUUCCCCAUCUGCACUCUGUCAUUCAUCUACAGAAGCCCAGCAUUGAGGGCAGGGGCCAAGGAAGAUUGGAGGGAGGUAGACACUUUCUCCUUUAAUCAUGUCGCCUGGCUGUCCUAAGACUAGAAAGUAAUUGAAGUUGUCUGCCUCAGUGUCUUCCUUUCUUUUCUCCUUUUCCCUUACGCAUAGCUAGUUACUUUGCUGUUAUUAUCUAAAUGUACAGAGUAGGCUAUAUAGUUUUAUUCUUACGAAAGCCACUGUGAAUACUGCAGGCAAGUCCUAGUUACCAUCCUUUAUCACCAUUCAUUCAAAAAAUAUCUACUGAGCCCUGAGUAGGUGUCAGACAUUGUUUCAAACACCAUUCUCUCAGCCUGGUCUUCUCUUUACAUGGCCCCUCCCCCAUAAAAAGCUCAUAACAAUUGCCUAGAAUGUCAUAGGUCCUUUGAUUCAUCCUCUUUUAUUAACUUAAGGAAAAAUAAAGAAGGCUUUUCCCAGCCCCUCAAACUUUUGUUAUUUUUUACAGUGGAUUAAGGGGGGCUUGUUUUGAAGCUGCUCACCUAGUGCUAAUAGAGUCAGAAAACAUUUUUUUAAAGGAUUGAUCUUUACUCAUAUUUUAAAAACAGAUGCUACCAACUGUAAAAGAAAAAGGUACUUCUAAGUGGCUAAUGGCAUGGGGAGGGAAGAAGUAGAUGCCAUACAGUCUGGGCUAAUAGCCCCCUGCUUUCUAGCCAGUGAAAGUGAAAUCAAGAAAUGGGUUUAGAAAUGCAUAGAGAAUGGGUGGAAAUUAGGAUGCAAAGAGAUUUUUGUGGAAAGGAGUCUCUUUCAAGGGCUUGAUGGGUUUGCUGAUGAGAACUUUUACAACUGAAUUUGAUUUAGAAAUCAUAGACGUAUAUGUGCUCUACAAAGCUACACAGAACACCCAUUCUUUUAAUCGGAAUAGUAAAAAUCAUACGUUUUCACACUGUUUGGUAGCAACUCUGCCAGGCUAUGGAAGGAUGUUGGGUGUCAAUUCUCUUUUCACUCACAGCCCUUGGUGGGAGCUGGGGGUGUCUUCCCCACCCGCGCCUACCUCAGGCAUAGCGUGGCACAUUCUACCCCAUGGAUCAGUGCUCGGGCCCAAGCUCCUUCUCUUGGCUUUCACAGCAGGAGAGCCCGCUGCCUCCCCCUCUCUUAGGCUCUCCCUCUGGUGCUGGUGGAAGGGUAAGGGUGGGGGAGAGAGAGAAUCCCACCCAGGUUUGGACCCCUAAGCCCUGUGGUUGGGACACUGUGGGACUGGGGACAUCUGACUUCCUGGGCUUGGGUUCCUUGAGAGCCUCAUUUACUUCCUCACACCCUGUCCCCUUCACACCAGGGCUGUUUUUAUUGUUUUAUAACCUUCUUUAGAGUUUCAGUCGCCAAAGAUGCCGAUGGGGCUAUUCUCCACUUUCUCACUUUACCAAACCCCAAGUCUUGCUGUUUUAAGCAGUUUGGUCACUUGCAAAGGCUUCCCUUCCAGAUCUAAGCAAAUUAUAGAAACCCCUAGGCAUGUGGCUACCUUCAACUUUCGCUGAGCUCAUUCGCAACAAUACAGAGCCAAGUGUUAACUCCAGCUGCCCCCCCACCCCCAAGCCCACCCAGCAUCUCCCCAACCACCCUUUUCUUAUCGAAGCUAAAACAAAAUCUCAAAUAACUUCUGGUAUAAGCAAGUAAGAAGUGGCCUUUGGCUUUCCUCUUUAUUUACCACAUCCAAAGCUAAAAAAUGAUUGAAAUAAAGGAGUGGAUGGUACUCACAGCGGAUGCAGCCAAAGAAUCAUAAGACAUGCCCAUCAACCAGCCUUUUCCAAAUAGCACUAUCUCGCAGUUUCAAUAGACAUCCCUGAAAAGAUGCUAUUUGAAAAGCCUGGGGUAUUGAUAUGAAUAUGACUCCCCCCUUGCAUCCUAGAUAUUUGGAACUAUUUAAAUGUGAGGGAACAGUUGCAGUGAACCUUUAUUUAGUGAAUAAAAGUUUAAAGCGGAAGGUUAUUUAUGGUUCUGCCAGAGAUGGAACCUGAGUGGCUAUUUACGAACACGUGAUCCCAAUAAACUUUGUUUUAUGGCUUGAGAGUUGACAAGCCAAAAUAUAAUUCCCACCAUAAAUUAGGUUAAGAGCAUACAAGUGCAGAUGCUUGGUUCCUGAAGCAGCAAUAGAAAAGUGAGAGGCUCCAGCUAGCGCCGGGCGCAGGAGACAGGUCUGCUCCCAGCUCCCCUGCCCACUAGGAGAGAAAACGAGUAAGUCACUUAUUACUUUUUCCAGGACAACUCCAGGGGUGGGGGAUUUCUCUGCCCCAUCUUUUCCACCUGGUGUGGGGAGAAGUCCCCUGGAAGUUAAUUUUAAUUUUAGCUUAAACCUAGAUCAAGAAAUAGGAUGGAAAUCCUGGUUUUCUCCUCUCCCUUCUAGACAUAGAAAGUUAGGAAUUGAGGGCUCCCACCUCACAAGAGGGACAUUCUGUCUCUCUCCUCCUCAUAAUGGGGCAUCUGCUUCUGAAGUGGAAUCAAACGGGUAGUCUAGGUGGACAGAGAGAAAGGAUAAGGAUGGAGAUGGCUUUGCCUUUGUGAUUUCUCAAAGACUGCCAUCCCAGAAUAAAACUAGAGGAGACUGAAAACUUAAAGCUGGACACCAGCCCCUGUGAGGAUCACUGCUUUGUAAGAUUGCUUUGUGGGUCCUCCAGAAAAAAUGCUGACGAAAUGAUGUCAUAUCCAUAGAGCUGGAUAAGAGUCUAAAGCAUUGCCAUUUACCUUUAAACCCAUCGGUUUUCCUCUUCCUUGAUUAUCAUUUGGGUCCUCAUUUCCCUUGGAAAUUGCUCUUUGUUUUGAAUUAGAGCAGAAGUGGGAAGGCAAGUCCUAGCCUUGUCUGGUACUUCUUUGGGAAGGAAAAGACAGUUUUAGGGGAGCGCUGGUUGGAGCUGGGGAAUUUGAAACCAAUCUGAAAUUGGAAAAGGGGUCUGAGUUGCUCCUAGCGCGAGACAGACGGGGAGCUGGGGCAGGGGACAGAUGCAGCGGCUAACCCCCUCCCCAGUGGACCUGCGCCCACCCCGCCGAUUGUGCAGAAGAAAACACACAAAGGCCCGUUUUCUCCUCGCUUCCCGUUUUCCCACGGGGGAAACCCUGUUACAGACAGCCUGAGUCGGGCCAAGCAAAAAGUAAGGUUUUGCUCAAGGGGUGCAUAGAGUGGGGGAGGUGAUGGGGGCCAUACUCUCCUACCUCGUGGGUCUGCCCUUGAGCACUGCAGUCUCCCGCUCCGCGCGCGGAGAACUUGGCGCAGUUCCUGGGGGCGGGCAUCCGAAGCAGGAGGGAGGUCUGGGUAUUGGCGGGGUGUCUGGGCCUUGUCAUUUUUCUGUGUAUCAUCUAUCUUUAUUAUCCUGUGGAAUUUAAGUGACCCCCGUUUUCAUUGCAACAGGUUCGGGACCGUGAGAAACCGCCGCUGUAAGUACCUUCCCGUUUCUUCCGAAUCGAGAAGGGGCGGUAUUGAUAACUGGGGUGGUAGGGGCGAAGGGCCGCGCCAGAGGAGUGGGCGGGUGGAAGAGCAGUCCUGCCUCCCCAGGCCUGACUGUGAGAGGGGAGCUCGAGCUGGAGGUGGAGGAUCUAAGUUGGACUCUUGGAAAAAUUUUCUGGGGCCUGGUUUACAGUCACCUAAAGUAAGGGAACGGGCCGCGGCCUCUCGCCCUUGUCUCCUUGGACCUCCCUGGACUUUCCCGGCCUUCCCAGACCUCCCCAGCUCGCACAGGUGCAGCUCCGCCGCAGCGAACGCGUCUGUGAAGAGCUUGCAGCUAAUUAGCAGCCCGCCCUAUUAACAAGUCGCGGCGAGCAUCGCUUUCUGCUCGAAUCAACCUGCUGAACACCCAGGCAGCGCGAUCCCCCUUUGCCGCCCAACCCAGCUCAACCCGGUUGAGCCUGGCCCAACCUUCUCUAGUUUUUUGUAAAAAGAAAACAAACAAACAAAAAACCCGCAACCCUCUGUGGCUGCGGGUGUGUGGGGUUGGCCGGCUUCCGGGAAGGGCUGCGAAUUCUGAGCUUUACGUGGAAGUCCCUCCUCCCCCCUCCCUAGGCCCCAGCCCCAGCCGCGGCGGUUUAGGCCCUGGGUUGGGGAACUGCGGCCGAGCGAGGAGGGAGGGAUACGGCCCUUCUAGUUCACCUCUGCUUCUCUAUAACUGCAAUUUGAGAAUUUCUGCGCCUGAGCCGCUAGCGUUGCAGGCAGACGUGGCGGGGGCGGGGGGUGCGGGGGCGGGCAGAGAUUCCUGGGGUCUUGGGCGUGGAAGUUUGGAUCUUUCUGAGUUGCAUAUGCCGCAGAAGACAGGUACAUUUCUGAGGAGGCCUGUGAAAUCUCCAGGAAGGCUCUCUCAUUAAGAUGAUGGUAGUGGGGAGAGAAUCAAGGAAAGACCAGGGGCCCCUCCCUCAUGCAAAACGGAGCUGAUUUUAUUUUCAUAGGAGAUGGAAUGUGCAAAGAUGUUAGGAACCAGGCACCCUCCCUCCCUGUGCGCCGGCCCCAGCCCAGGGCAGCUCGGUGCCUGCAAGCGGCGCCUGCCUCGGGGUCUGCAGCAGCAGCCGGACGGAGAGGCCAGCCGGGCUCAGGGCCCUGGAAGGUAAAUGCGCGACUUCUUGGAGAACUAGCUUUGUCAGCCAACCUGGCUUGCCCUGACAGUGGGCAGAAGAAUGAGCAGAGGAUAUUCCCUCUUGCCUCUUUUUCUUCUGCCAUUGAGGGCAUUUGCUCCUUUCUGGAAAAUACCACUUGCUAAGGGAGUGGGGGUUAUGUGGAUCCGGAGAGGGGGGUAAUAAAGCCGCCAUUUCUGGGAUGGAUUAUUUUUCUUCUUUUCUUUCUUUCUUAAGAAGACUGUCCUGACUCCUUGGCUGCUUGGUAACCCCGGCCCUGGUACAAGGAUGGGGAACUCGUUGCUGCAAAUUGCCACCAGGCGCUUCAGGCUACCUGAACCAUCUCUGAAAGGCAGGGUGGCCGCGUUGGGCUGGUGGCGGCUCCGAGGAAGAGGCGGGGGCUGGCAACGGUCUGGGUACUCGCUCUGGGUGGAACCCGGAGGUAGUAACGUUGUCUAUAUAUACCCUGUAGAACCGAAUUUGUGUGGUAUCCACGUAGUCACAGAUUCGAUUCUAGGGGAAUAUAUGGUCGAUGCAAAAACUUCACAUUUCUCCGCAAUAGCCAGAAUUAGAACUGGAGGCCAGAGGCAGCCGGCAGGUCAGUCGCCUCUUUCUGUUUUAUUACCUUGGACUCCAGGUGGAUCGUCUGAGCCUGGUGACAUAGAGCAGCCUUUUCCUGGAGAAGCUCCUCACCUUUAAACAGGGCCCCCUGUGUAAAACCCUAAUUGGUUGCGUGAAUGCAGGGCCAGAGGGUUAGGUUUGGGGGCACUGGGGAGCAAGGUGGGAGUCCAGGUCACCCCAGCCCCAGGUCUGCCCUCCAGGGGCAUAAAGUUGGAGGGUGCUCAAUGAAGGGCCUCAUUGGCCGUUACUGCCAUGUGAGAAGAAGGUGAGCUGGGCAGAAGGAGUUUAGGGUCCUUUGGGGUCCAUUUGGGUGAGCUGGGGGUGCCCUCACCACCUUCCUGGGCUACCCUUCAGCUGCCCUGGCUAGAGCAGCACGGGGGCUUCUUGCCAUACCAGCAAGGGCCAAGAUUUGGCUGGAAACACCCCGGCCUCGAAGAAAGCUUGGCAGUUACUCAUUGCCUAAUUUGAUUCAGGCCAGCCAGAUUGUAGUAACUUUUGGGUGACCCUGAUGAAGACAAAGCCGGGAUUCGGCCUUUGUAUGGCAGAGUCCCCGCUCCGCAGGCUGGGCGGGCGGGAGUCCUGCCUGCCUGGGGUUCUCUGCCCAACUCAGAAGCCACCUCUUCCGCCCACUUUUUGAUGCCAUGCACCCUGACAGAUAUGAGGAUUCAUUCCCGCUUGAACUGUGCCCAUUUUGGGGGGCUGAUUACAGGCGGGGUGAGUGGCGGGGGCACUGGAGGUUAGCAAAGUCAGUGGCAGACAAAAGCUGGGGUUACCUGUGGGGAAUGAGGAUGCUGGGAUUAGAACUACUUUAACAUCUGGCGGGGGCCCUCAAAUGUGCCACGGCAAGUCACUUGAUUACACGUAUGUUAUUUAGUUAAAUUUGUGAAAAUUAUGAGAUGCUCACCAACCCGGUGAUAAACUCACUCCCUCGCUAUUGGCUGGUCUGGUCACAUGGCCGCCAACUUUAUUCAGUUGACAGCAAGUAGGAGGGCCCUAUGGAAGGAGAAAAAAAGACAACACGAGAAAAAUUAGUAUUUUCUACCUUCUGAAAUUAAUGGCCAUGAGUUCGUAUAUGGUGAACUCCAAGUAUGUGGACCCCAAGUUUCCUCCGUGCGAGGAAUAUUUGCAGGGUGGCUACCUAGGCGAGCAGGGCGCUGACUACUACGGCGGCGGCGCGCAGGGGGCCGACUUCCAGCCCCCGGGGCUCUACCCACGGCCCGACUUCGGUGAGCAGACCUUCGGAGGCGGCGGCCCCGGGCCUGGCUCGGCACUGCCCACGCGGGGUCACGGGCAAGAACCCGGCGGCCCCAGCGGCCACUAUGGUGCCCCGGGAGAGCCGUGCCCCGCGCCCCCGCCCCUGCCCGGCUCCCGGGCCUGCAGCCAGCCGGGCGGCCCCAAGCAGCCGCCCCCUGGGACGGCCCUCAAGCAGCCGGCCGUGGUCUACCCGUGGAUGAAGAAGGUGCACGUGAAUUCCGUGAACCCCAACUACACCGGCGGGGAGCCCAAGAGGUCCCGGACGGCCUACACCCGGCAGCAAGUCCUAGAACUGGAAAAGGAAUUUCAUUUUAACAGGUAUCUGACGCGGCGCCGUCGGAUUGAAAUCGCUCACACCCUGUGUCUUUCCGAGCGCCAGAUCAAGAUCUGGUUCCAGAACCGGAGGAUGAAGUGGAAAAAAGAUCACAAGCUGCCCAACACGAAAGGCAGGUCCUCGUCAUCGUCGUCUUCAUCCUCCUCCUCCUCUUGCUCCUCCUCAGCUGCCCCCGGCCAGCAUUUGCAGCCGCUGGCCAAGGACCACCACACGGACCUGACGACCUUAUAGAAGUGGGGACCCUGGGCCCAUCCCUCCCUGAGCUCCCGGCUGAGCCGAAGCUGUGGGGGCAGGCCGGGCCUGCUGUCACCUCCCUGGGCUCUAAGGUACUGUAGGGUGGACCUGGGACAGGCAGGCCUAACCUCGGACUAGGUUAGCACCCUGCCCGAGGGUAGCCCCCUCCCUGGAGCGGGGAUGGGGGUCGGGGGGGGGUGGGAUUCUCUCUCUAAGUAUAUUAUCAAAUGGCAGGAGCUACUGGGAACAUAAAACCUUGGCGAGUCAUUAAACUCCUGAAAAUCUCCGCUGUUGGAUUUUGAAUUUGCAAAUGAAGGUUGGAUGCUUUAUCCCAGUGUGAAUUUGAACAUCCUCCCCGCCCCCCCAACCCCUCCAGGGAUCUUUGUGGUUUCAUAAUGUGGGCGUGUUGAAUCAGAAGGCUGGCCACCCUUGCGCUAGGUGCUUUCAGUGGAAGCAGGAGGGCUGGGCCAGGAUUUCUGAACUUUCUGGGUUGUCUGUAUAAUUUCCAGUGUGAAAAAAAAUUUUUUUUGCUCCCAGUGGCCCCAUGCCCAAAGAAAUGAGUCUAAGAAGGAAGUGCAAACGGGUUGUUGUAUGUUUAGAUUAUAUUUGCUUAAGUAUUUAUUUGUUGGGGAAUUGGGGUGCAGAAAUAACUGACAUCUUAUUGCCAAAAAACUUACCAUGGUGAAAGGGGCUGGGUUUCAGGGAGCAGAAUCAAGAGAUGCGUGGACUUACUUCUGGCUGUAACCGGCAUUUUGAACUCCACCCCCUCCCCACUCCCCGGAAAUGUGUGUAGGGGGCCCUUAACCCUUCUAGAGGGAAGCAAAGGAUCCACUCAAAGUUGAGUUCCUGAAAAUAUAUUUCCACAUGUGCUUUUCUCAGCACUGUACUUACAACCAGUUCUGGGUGAUUAAAGGAAAGGGAAAAAAGAAAGAAACAAAUGGUCCAACAUUUUCCUUCUGGGGAAAGAAAACAAAACCUCUGUGUUCUGGGUCAUUAGAUAAUGACUGAAUUUUCUGUUCCAACUGGAUUCCAAAUGUCCCCAAAUACCCCAUAUAGCAGUAUUUUAUAAGCAUUGGUGUAUGGCCUGCCUAUAUGAAAGAGGGAAUGUGCAUUGGGGAGAAAGUGGGAAGGUGAGGAAGUCUUGCUGUAAAAAAUGAAAGAAAAA